GUCCGGGGCAGCUCGGGUCAGGCCCGCGAGGCCCUCAGGAGACACUUCACAGAGCUGCAGGCGGCGGCGACACGCUUGUUGUCGGAGCGGUUAGCUGCUCUGCUGCUGGAGGUGGACAGCAUCGAGUCGGACAGCAUCAGACCUCUGGACGAGUGUCAGAACCUGAUCGAACAUGGAGUGGGUCAGGCCAGCGAGCUCCUGAGAGAAGGUGAAGCUGCUCUGCGCUGUGGACUGGGAGAGAAGGAGGACAAACUGGGAAGCUUUACCAAGAAAGCCAUGCACAUCCAGCUGGACAG
This is a messenger RNA of Austrofundulus limnaeus, 296 nucleotides long. Its product is annotated as cytokine receptor-like factor 3. The record is from RefSeq and is a predicted model, not a curated record. NCBI's taxonomy places the organism in Eukaryota, Metazoa, Chordata, Actinopteri, Cyprinodontiformes, Rivulidae.